CAUUGUAAGUCUUUAAUGCUUCAUUAGGCUAACACCUUCAUAGUAUAUCUCAUGUUUACACCUUGUCAAAUGAUGAUCCGUGAAGCAUGAGGCCAUGUUUACAAUUUACGGAACUGAAAGUCUCUGAAUGGCUUUGACAUUACAUUACAUUACAUGAUAACAUAUCUGUGACAGAUACAAAAGUAGUCCCCUUUGUAGUUUUGAGUUUCUUAAGUGUGUUUGGGGAUGUUCAAUACGUUUAACUACAGCGUUAAGACAAACUCUCUGCAACCCCAGAAUCCGGAAAGUGUAUCAAUAUUUGGAAAAAGGUCCACGGAACAGUCCACGGAUCAGUUAUAAAUAGCAUUACAAUGUUAACGUGUUUCUAGUUUCGUAUGCAAGUCAUUAUAACAAUAGAUCCGCCGAUUCAAACAAUCCGUUCUACCCUACAUAACGUAGAGAUAUAUCAGAGUUUGCCAGUUUAUCUAUCGUUGUUGGAGAGAGCGCACUCCGAGUCGCUGUGCUCAUGGCAGGUCGAAGAUGGAACAAGUUGGCAACCUUCAGAGGACUAUGUCACAGCAUGAAGAAGAAGCUGUGCUGCUGUGCCUGGCCAGGAUAUCAGUUGGUGCCACCAGACGAGGACUGGGAGGACGAGGACCGCCUGACAGAAGAUGAAAGAAGGUCGUGUGUGUCAGAGAGGACCCUGUUCCUGGUGUCUCAACACGUGGGCGGGGGUUUCCAGAUGCUGGGUCUGAGACUGGGGCUUCCGUACGUCAGUGUGGAGAGGUGCACGCUGUCACAGUCAUCGCUUCAGAUGCAGAUAUUUGCCAUGCUGAACACGUGGAGACAGCGGAAGGGAAGACGGGCAACUGUUGAAGUCCUGCUUCAAGCCCUGUCUGACAGCAUGUCGGUCUGCACGGUGGACAUGCCUCAUGUCUACAGGGUGAUCCGUGAAAUGUAA
Molecule: messenger RNA, 940 nt
Organism: Haliotis rubra (blacklip abalone)
Lineage: Eukaryota; Metazoa; Mollusca; Gastropoda; Lepetellida; Haliotidae
Exons: 2
Coding region: 506-940 (144 amino acids)
Biological process (GO): signal transduction
Molecular function (GO): protein binding
Source: RefSeq, a predicted model, not a curated record